Molecule: messenger RNA, 999 nt
Organism: Paraglomus occultum
Lineage: Eukaryota; Fungi; Glomeromycota; Glomeromycetes; Paraglomerales; Paraglomeraceae
Source: the annotation of a GenBank genome assembly
AUGACAGACGUAACCACCAUACUACAAAACCCCGUUCCUCUUUACCUACUCGGAGUCAUCCCAGCUCUCUUUGUGGUUGGAGACGCACCAUUUUCUACUCUCACCUCUAAAAUCCUGCACAUUCUGGUGUGCCUCGGCUGUCCAUUCACGCCCCUGUUUUACUUUCUCCACGUUAAAACCGGUGCAAAUGAAGGUGGCGAUGCAAUCCCUGACUGUUGCGCAUACUGGCUGCCAAAAGACAAAUUUCAAUUUCAUGUUCCAAAUCGUCCGGAAAACAACAUUGUGAAUAUGUGGCCAUUCGGAUACAAGAUUAAAAAACUUGACUUUACAAAUAUUCCCAAUAUUAAAACACGCCUCGUGGAAUGCGUGACAAACGUAUCUUUUCUGGACCGAUUCGUCUGCUUUGUAUCUGGCUACUUUGUUUUUGUUGGUUUUAUUAUCGGAAUAUACAGAGCUGUCGGACCAUGCCAACAACAAGACUGGCCAGCUAUACCAUUGUUACUAGUCUGGACAUUGCCCAUAUUAGUGAUAAGAGUUUGCAAGGGAAAAGUAGUGGUCAGAGAUCCCAGAGAAGCGUUAAAAUUAGUGGAGGGAAAUAUUCGCGUAGAACGCCUUGCCGAGGACAAAACCCGAGAUAUUAGGGGAAAAGUUUUGGCUACACUGCUAAUAAGCAUUGUCAUUCAUUGGUUAACGGUGGUUCUCACCUAUUAUACAAAGCCAGUGGGAUUCGGGUGUCGUUCAAUAGGACUAUCUGUAGUGGCUGGUAUUUGGAGUUUCAACAGCAUCUUAUGCUUUGUGUAUUAUUAUCUGUUCAAUCACUCUCCACCAGGAGUGGAUACCAGUCCCGUUUAUCUUUGGGUAUGCACCUGUGGAGUGGCAGUUGGUGCCUUUUUCAUUUUCUUUAGCGUAAUUAGCAAUAACUCACUUUGGUGGGUGAUUAUGUUUGGAAAUUCGUGUGACGUUUCGUCCUGUUUGAAUAGUGAUAAUGCACAGGAAUAA